UUGCGAUUAUACAAGUAUGCACCGCUUUGUUGUGUUUGAGCUCCGCUCUCGGAGCCAAUAUAUUAGCACUAAUGGGCAUGACCUCUCACAGUCAUCACAUUUGGAACAGCGUGUUGUUACACGAAUUAGCCAGACGUGGUCAUAAUCUCACCAUACUAUCGGUGGACUUGCCACGAGACGACGACCCAGUGCCCGCCAAUGUUAGUUACAUAUAUUUGGAACGCGCCUACGAUAUGUACAAUGAUGUUGAGGACAAGAUGACUAUAGAGUAUAUCGUAAAUGCGAACAGCUUUCAGAAUAUAGCAAGGACCUAUGAGUAUGGUUUGAGGACAGCAAAGCUUAUAGCCGCCUCCCAGGGCAUGCAGCAGCUGCUCGAUUAUCCGGCCGACUUUCACUUCGAUCUGAUCAUUAAUGACUAUACGCUAGGACCAUAUAUGUUAGGGUUUGCCCACAGGUUUCGGUAUCCGCCCAUUGUGGGCAUUAGUGCCUAUCAGAAUCCUCACACAACUUUGGACUUCAUGUCGAAUACCUAUUCGCCUGCAUUGACGCCUUAUCAGUGGACGGCGUAUAGCGAAAAUAUGAACUUCCUGCAGCGCCUACAUAAUACACUAAUAUUUGCCGCCGAUGUCUUCUAUCGGCGUACUUUCUAUAAUCCAGCACUUGAUGAAAUUAUGCGCCCCCAUUUUGGCGCCGAAAUGCCACCUUUGACCAAACUAGCCAAGCUUACGGUCAUUGCGUUGGUCAACUCUCACCCGUCCAUUGAUUAUGUGGAAUCGCUGCCAUCGCAUAUCAUUCAAGUGGGUGGCAUGCAUAUCGGAGAAUCAAAGCCCCUGCCCAGACACCUGGACGAUUUUAUGCGUUCGGCUAAAAACGGAGCUGUGCUCAUCUCAAUGGGCACCAAUGUCCAGGCCAGCGAUGUGGCCGUGAAAUCUUUGCACGUCAUCGUGGAGGCUAUUCGGCAGCUGCCCAACUAUAACUUUUUAUGGAAAUUCGAUGCAAAUUAUUUGAAGAAUUUGGACAUAAAUCUACCGAAUAAUGUGUUGGUCAGCAGUUUCUUGCCACAGCGCGAUGUCUUGGCUCACAAAUCAUUGAGGGCUUUUGUCACACAUUGCGGUGCUUUGAGCACCCAGGAGGCCACUUGGCAUGCCGUGCCUAUUGUGGGUAUACCGCUCUUUCUCGACCAAUAUCGCAACUUGCGUCAAUCUAUGGAUGCUGGAGUGGCACUUAAAGUGGAUUAUGCAAGCAUUAAUACUAAAGAUUUGGUGAAUGCAAUCAAGGAUGCGGCAGAGAGUGAGGAUAUAGCCGCCGCAAUGCGCAAACGCUCCAUUCGAUUCCGGGAUAAUCCAUUGCCUUCUUUAGAAUUAGCUGUGUGGUGGGUAGAGUAUUUGUUACGUCAGCCCAAUCCCGAGCAUUUGCAUUCCCCGGCCAAGGACAUGAAUAUCUUUCAAAUACAUUCAUUAGAUGUUUUAGCCGCGUUGCUGUUGGUUGUGGUACUAAUAUAUUAUAAGCUUCGUCAAGUGGGAAACAAGCGCACGAAACACCAUUACAGAAAAUCGCAAUCCAAAAAAAGGAGGUAAUCGAAAUGUUUGAAAAGAUAUACUCUGCUAAGGGACGAAGUUAAGUUUCAUUUACAACUUCAUUUUCCUAUCUGAUGACAUGAUAAACAUUUAACUGAGAUAGGCUUUAAGUUUUGAUGUCUUCUCGUUUUUUUAAACAGUACAGUUCUUUUUUUCUAUAAUUCCUUUUUCCUGGAAAUUCUGUCCCUUCCAUUUCCUAUAAAAAAAAUGGCUAUACAUUAGAUGCAUUAGCGUCAGAUACCUUUGCGUCAGAUUUUAAGUUUAUCAAGAAUAUGUUACUUCAAUUAAAAUUAAAAAAAGAUAGCUAUAUA
Molecule: messenger RNA, 1888 nt
Organism: Scaptodrosophila lebanonensis
Lineage: Eukaryota; Metazoa; Arthropoda; Insecta; Diptera; Drosophilidae
Product: UDP-glucuronosyltransferase 2B7-like
Exons: 5
Coding region: 72-1577 (501 amino acids)
Molecular function (GO): UDP-glycosyltransferase activity
Source: RefSeq, a predicted model, not a curated record